This is a messenger RNA of Musca vetustissima, 6234 nucleotides long. It is a transcript of the gene e(y)3, whose product is annotated as supporter of activation of yellow protein. The coding region runs from base 1 to 6234 and encodes 2077 amino acids. Lineage: Eukaryota; Metazoa; Arthropoda; Insecta; Diptera; Muscidae. Gene Ontology annotation, cellular component: MLL3/4 complex. Gene Ontology annotation, molecular function: histone H3K4 methyltransferase activity; histone binding; transcription coactivator activity. Gene Ontology annotation, biological process: positive regulation of transcription by RNA polymerase II. The record is from RefSeq and is a predicted model, not a curated record. The transcript has 10 exons.
AUGAGUGUAACAAAUCGCAGAAAAUCGACAGAUUCAGAAUCAAAUUCAACUGCUCAUACAACAAACAACGAUCAACGUCAUCAGCCAUUACUAUCAUAUAUAAGUUGCAGACAAGCUGCCACGGUAUCCAAAAGAAAUAAUCGGUCGCGAAUUGAAGACGACCAAGAACAGUUAGUUUCUUCAACAUCAACGGAUAUUUUAUUACCUUUGCAGGCUGAAGGUGAAGGAGAAGAAGUAUCCAUUGAUUUGGAAACGGUUGUUACAUCUUCAGCACGCAUUAGCAGUAGCACAAAUACUUAUGGUAUUAUAGCCGAUUCACUAGAAGAAUCAAAUUUGCCAUCAACAUCUGGCUAUGCAAGGGCAGAAACUGAGUUGGCAUCUGCAAAUAGUCCUAAUGCUAAUAAUAAUAAUCGAACAGUGAGACCUAUAUCUAAUGAAAUGGGGACCAAAGACAACAGUGAAAAGGUCAUUGACGAGACUGGUAUGCGAUUUUCUAAUAGCGGUAGCGAAUGUGAUGUUAGCUUAAAUGACCGUAACGAUCAAUCCACUUCCGCGAACAAUAACGUUUUGGGUACCCUAACACAUAUUGACAAAAAUAAAAUAAAACUUAAACUGCCGAAAUUGACAGCUAGCGAAUCUCACGAUAUUCCAUCGAAUGAAGAUUGUAGGAAAGUUGAACCUCUCAAAAUAAAUCUGCUAAAUGCACAGCAUCACAGUACUAAUAAUGUUCAUCACACACCCAAAAUAACUAUAAAACCAAUACUGAAGGAACAUGCUCCUGAAGUUCUAGUAUCCUCGGAAGAAUGUUCUUCAUCCGCCGAGGAUGAAAUUGUUUCCACACUGAAUAUCAGUGAUCCUCACAUUUUGCCGAAAUUAACAAUUCGAUCUAAGAAUGAGGACAAUGGAUCUUCACAUACAACUGUGGUUCCAAAACUUACCAUUAAAAUCAAUGAUACCAGCUCUGUCGAAUCACAGAAUUCCACUUCGGCUGCUAAUACACCACCCCUACCAAAGUUAACUAUUAAGACAGGACAAGACGGCCACACUGAAUCUAUUAUAUCGAAUAUUUCGCCUGCCUCCUCAACGACGUCGGCAUCUUCGUCAUUGGGAUCUUCGGCUCUAACCUUACCAGCAAUUCCUAGCUCCCCUGUUGUAACGGCAUCAUUACCUUUACCAAAAUUGACAAUUAAACCUCUGCAAAAAGCGAAUGAACAACCGUCAAUACCUAAGUUUUGUAUAAAGACUAAUAUAUUGUCCACGGAUAACUCGGAAGAUCCCGCGCAAUCUAAAAUACCAAAAUUGACUAUUAAAACUGGUCAGGAGCAUGCAGUUAUUAUUACACAACGAAAUGAUCAUAUGAACGCAGCAGGAAUACCUAAGCUGACAAUAAAAACAAAAUCAUUGGAAAUUCCAGAUGAUACAUGUACAGAAGAUAGCAAUGUUGUAAUGGAAAAAAUUCCCAAACUUACAAUAAAGACCAAUGCGGUAAAUGAGAUCUCGACAAAGUCCAGUAAAACAAAAAUCGCUCCGGAAGCAGUAGCUGAUAAUAUUAAUUUGCAAUCACCGAAGCAACAGGCCGUGCCCAAAAUAACUAUUAGCAGACAAUCCCUUCAAAUGGAUAAUCAAUCCGACAUAAGGGAGGGUGUGACGAAAAUGACAAUUAAAACAUCUAAUCAAUCGGACUUUUCGAUAAAAAGUCAAUUGAAUCGGCCGCCUUCCACAGAAGAAAGUGGCAUAAGCGACGAUACAGAACAAGACUUUUAUGAGGCGAUUCACAAUAAAACAGUACCGAAACUUACGAUAAAAAAUUUGGGCUCUCCUCAGCUUAAAAUAGUGGCAGAUUCACAUCCAGAUGUAAACAAAAAGUUUAACUCUUCAAUUGCUUCCGUUGAUGUAGAUGAAUUCACCGAUCUGUUAAAUGUGGAAAAUGUCGGGGAAGAGUCCAGUAACUCCCAAGAGUUUUGUGGAUUUAAUGAUCACUCUGUAAAUGACCGUCCUGUAAACGCUACCACAAAUAAAGAAAAGGUUAACAUACACCGUAAUUCUGAUGAUAUGGACAUUGAUGAAAGUCUAAAAAUGCAGCAUGAACCGCAAAUUUUUCAAAAUAAUUCUCAAAUGAAAGAUCAUGCAUCGUCUUUCAUUCAAGAAGCGGAGAUCAAUGGAAAGUUGGUUUCUAAGGAAUGUUUUAAGUCUGAACGUAUUAUCGAUACUGUUGAUUUGACAUCGUCGGCCGGAAGUUCUCCCGCGCAACUUAAUCGAUUUGACUACAACGAUGAUGAAGAUGGAAGAAAAUCGAAUGACGCGUGCAAUGAAUUAGUGCCUACAACGAGUAUAUUGAUGGAACGAUUGCAGAGGGAAACAUCAGUAAUAAAGAAAGUUAUUAUUCAAAGCAACCCUAUGGAGAAUGCCUCACAGCCACCAACAUCAAAUGUUCUCAGCAAUUCACCAAAUUCACAAACAUAUCCUCAAUUGGCGGAACGCUUAAUUACUAAUGGAUCUAAUGUAGACACGUUAGGCACUAGUCGUGUACAAACAAAAAGCAAUAACGUUGAGAAUAUUAUUGAUUCGAUAGAAAUUCUUGAUUCACCUGAAGGUAGCUCUCAAAAUUCGUCCGAUGCCCUAUUUGAGAAUACCUGUGUCUCUAAUACUAAUACUGACAUUCAGAACGGGUUGCACUAUUCAAAAGAGGCUCACCUACUUGCCAUUAAUAACAACAACAUAAACUUGAAAAGACAUGCAUCUGUCGACCGUGACGAAGUAAAUCAAUUUAAUUCGAAUGAAGGUAGCGGGGUAAAAGGAUUACCAUCAAAAUUACGAAAACUACAAAAUGACAAUUCCAGCCCAAAUAAAAUAUUGAAUGAAGAUAGUUUGACCCAAACAGAAUGUUUUCACGAAUAUGAAGGAGAUAUUUCCUUGUCGAAUUCAGAAGUUAAUACAACAAAUGCAGCUAUUAUACAGACUGGAGUUCCAGUUCAUCAACGAUCGCGUAAGCAAAAGCACGAACAUUUGCUGCCCGUUCCAGCAGAUGAAGUGGCCAAUACUAUUCAAACAAAUUCUGUUGAUAGCGUAGAAUGCCAAAAUGACGACAGUAGUUCAAGCAACAGCAAAACGCCAGCUAUCAAGAAAAGAGGUCGACCAAAAAAAUCGGAUGCAGCUGCAAUGCCACCAAAAACCAAAGAUGAAACAAAUGCGAAACCUGCAGCGAAUUCGGUUGACAAUAAAUCGCGUAGAGUUCAAUUAUUACGAAAGCGUUUAGCGAUAGAUAUGGUUGAUAUCGACAAUCCCUUGGCAGACGCUUCAGAAAAGAACGAUCUUCAAGACACUCAGCUUAUAAGUGAAUAUCAAAAUAGCGCCGAUACUUCAAAGAGGGAAAGAAGCUUACGUAUUCCUUUGAGAAAUUCAAGAAGAAGCAAUACACCGAAUGCUCUUCACACAGAGUCGGGAAAUGGAACCAGUAAAUUAAUGUCUUCAUUGGAGGACAAAAAAACAGCAAAUGAUAUGGACUCCGAGAGUACAUUUAAUCACUUUGUAGAGUCAAAUUCUUCAGUGUCAUCUGUUAGUUCAAACGCUUCAGCUACGGUUACCAUAAAUACAACCACCAUAGCCAAUAGCGGCUGCACCUUAAUGCCUUCACAAAUCGACUUGACAAUUUCAUCUUCCUCAUCAAGUAGUAGUAAUGGUAGCACUACGAACACAAUAACAACAGUCGAGGCAACUUCCAUGCUUCCACCCACAACUAUAUUGUCUUCAGAUCCUCUGCCAGACGUCGUAUUCAAACCUAGUGAUUUUUCAUCAAUGAUGACAUCCCAACAUUUGCAGGAAUCGUCAUUUUCGAUAAGCACCCAAUCGAAAUUCGAUGACUCACAAAAUGAAGAAAUACAAGGCGAAAUCAGUGGUGCAGAUUAUUCAGAAGACGAUUCCACAAGUUCAUCUACUACGUUAAACAGAGGUAGAGGUCGUAUUCGGGGUGUACGUGGCGGGCGUACACCCGGGCGUGGUAAUCGUACACAUAACAUGGGUCGAGGAGCAACUCCAACCUCAAAAUCAAUAGCUUUAAGUAGGCCGCGAUGUGUUGGUGCUCUUAAGCACACUCCGGACCCAGAAAGGAUAAAAGGAUUAUAUAGCCCGGCACCCCAAGUAUUUGAAGAAGAUACACGAAUGAGCGCUGACUUAACACAGACAAGCAUCCCGCAGCAAGGUUCGCCUCUGCAAACAAGUCAACCGGAUUUUUGUUCAAACGAAGAAUCCCAAUCCUCUGUGAUAAGUAAUACCAGCAUUUUGGAUUCCAAUAUUACCUUUUCGUCGCAAAGUGCCACUUCUGCCAGAAAACCCAUGAAAAAGAAGAAAAUGGAAGUGUGUGUAGCCGAAGAUACGGAGUUUACGGUUGCUUCUAUAGCGGAAUAUGAUUGGCCUCCACCAAAAGGUUGCUGUCCUUCUAAAAAUCGAGAUACGUUUAUGAUUCAAGAACAAGUUGCAAUGUAUUUGGGUAUUAAAAGUUUUAAGCGGAAAUAUCCCGAAUUACCUCGACGUCAAAUAGAUAUGGAGGAACGAAAUUGGUUGCAAGAGAAAGGCCUGGUAUCUGAGAAAAUGUGCGAUUUGGGAAUAACUGCUGUGUGGGCUUCCGAUAUAUUGGAUAUUAUGUACACCGAUUUCUACGAUAAAUACGAAGAAUACAAGGAUUUCGUGAGACAAAAACAUUUGCGAGAAAUAGAAGCUAAGCAAAAAUCGUUGGGCUUAAAUGUAGCUGGAAGGGGUUUACAAGCACGAGAGAGAGCAUUGUUAUCUACCAGCAAAUGGAAUUCAUAUUUCAAUAGGACUCGCAAAGAUGAGCGUUUGUCAUUCCUCGAUUUACAAACAUUAGUGGUUAAUAAACCCUCCCCACGUACCGCUCCGUUAUCUACCCUAAUCAACCGUCCGGUGGCUGACGCUGUUGCUCUAGCUGCCAAAGAAGAGAACAUUGCUGAGCCGCCUACUCUUCUGCAACCUCGUGUGUGUGAACCUCAAAGGCCGAGAGAUUCGUAUUACCCGCUGUCUCUGGUUCCGGGCCAAUUUUGUGAGAAGUUCUACAACUAUUCUGCACUGGAAUUGCGACAUGUACCCCUAAACACUAUUAUGGAACUUCCAUUCAAUUUGUGGCAACAUAAUGAGCAGGAAAAUAACAGCUCCGAUACGGAUUCUGCUACUGAAAGUGUUGAUAAUAAGGUUGAGCUGGAAGUUUCGAGCACAACCACAACAAAACGACAAAGCAAACGUUGUGCUCGCCUAAGUCGUCCCUUUGAAAGCAAUAGUUGUGAUGAGUUCAAAAUACCACCUGUACCAGGCGCGUCGACAUCAGCGAGAAACUCGAUAUGUUUAUCUUCUUCUGAUGAAUCUUCGUCCGAAAGUGAUUCAGAUUCUUCUUCAUCAUCAUCAUCGUCCUCUGAAGAAUUCUCGGAAGACGAGGAUUCUCCUACCACAUGUGCUGUUUGUCUUCGCCCGCAUAAUCGGAAUAUGAAUGACAUACCGGAAUUGUUUGUGAAUUGCUAUACAUGCAGGCGAAAAGUUCACCCCAGCUGUAUUGAAAUGCCUCGGAGAAUGGUUCUACGCGUCCGUAAUUACAAUUGGCAAUGCGCUGAUUGCAAGUGCUGUAUCAAAUGCAAGCAAAAACAGGACGAAAAUAAAAUGUUAUAUUGUGAACAAUGUGAUCGCGGUUUUCAUAUAUAUUGUCUUGGAAUAAAGUCAGUGCCUGAUGGCCGCUGGAGUUGCAAUCGUUGCAGUAUUUGUAUGCGAUGUGGGUCUAAUACACCGGAAGGUAUACCAUCCUAUCAUCAUAUAAUUAAUUCCCCCAACGGAGAACAAAGUAAACAAAACCGGCAUAAAAGGGUGAAGUGGGUCAAUGAAUAUCGUAUGGAUCCUGUUACAAAAGUUAAAGAACAUACCUCUAUGCUAUGUGUUCCGUGUGCAAAAAUGAAAUCUGCCAAGAGAAAUCAAGCGUCGCUUCACAACCCUAGUUCGAAUGAAGUCGUCACCUCUCCAGGUGCAUAUAGUGAUUCAUCUAGUUCACCUGGUGUUGUAUCUCUAGCAACAACAACAUUGCCCACGGAUUCAGCGUACACUGAAAACACAAAAGAAGACACUGCACACAACACAGGCCCUAGCGGGAAACUAGGUGAGGAGUCCUCUCGUUCGGAGAAAAAUGAUUGUGGCAUGCUUCUGGCAAACUCUAAAAAUGCCCCACCGCCUGUAGUUGCCUGA